Phytophthora infestans T30-4 is the source of this 243-nucleotide messenger RNA. RefSeq names its product protease inhibitor Epi9. The transcript has a single exon. Lineage: Eukaryota; Oomycota; Peronosporomycetes; Peronosporales; Peronosporaceae. The record is from RefSeq and is a predicted model, not a curated record. Gene Ontology annotation, molecular function: serine-type endopeptidase inhibitor activity; protein binding. The coding region runs from base 1 to 243 and encodes 80 amino acids.
AUGAACGCGAACACGUUGGUGGUCUUUGCGGUUGUAGCUCUGCUCCAGUUGACUAGUGCGUCGGCUAGGCUGGGAGAGGCACAGAUCUACACUGGAGACAAGUGCCCGACGCGAUGCACGCGCGACUAUAGACCGAUAUGCGGCUCGGACGGUAUCACCUACGCGAACAAGUGCCUAUUCAAGGUCGGGCAAUGCUUGGAUCCGUCCCUUAAGAAGUUCCACAAGGGCAAAUGCAAACAAUGA